CGGGGAUACCCUUUUAAAAAUUGAAAAUUUUGAUUUUUUAUAUUUUUCCAAUUUUCACUUUCCCAGUCUAUAGAACGGGCCUAAAUUAGUCAAAAAGAAACCGUAACAUCAUUUUCAAAAGAACAAUUUGAAGGGAAGAAAAAAUCAAAAAGAAAAUUAAUUUUUUGGUUCUAAAUUUUUUUUGAAUCAUGACAAAGUUAAGAAAAAUUACCAAUAUUUCCACUAAAAUUUGAACAAAUCAAAGUACAUCAUACACUAUUAGAAAGAGCAUUAAAUUCUCUAUAAAUCUGUGCUAAAUUGAGUUUCAUAGCGAUAGAGCCCCAAAGUUGAAUUUUAAUUGAAUCUUAAUCAAAAGCUUCAAACUCAAUGUAUCUUGUAUGGUUUCCAAGAUUCCCAUGCUUACUCACGAAUUUGUAACACUCUGUAUAUGUAAUUAUCUCAUUUUAUCAUUGCAUGUUUUGACUAGAGGCGAUUUUAGUUGAUCAACAAUAAUAGAUUGAAGACCCUACUGUAAAAAUUUCAUCAACAUCGUGGUAAACCUGUUGGACGCCCUGAAAACUUCCUUCUCUCAUCGUUCAUUGGCGGCUAGAAACUUGGGCAAAAAAGAUUCAAUCAGCGACGCCGCAGUAGCAGGAAUAUCAAUGGCCAAAGGCUACGUCAGGUCUUUGGGCACCGACGAAAGUUCUUGCAUGGCCAAAUACAUCUGUCAGGCCAACAAUGAAUGUUCCACCGAUGUUGGCAAGAAUUCCUUGUUCUGUAAUCUUGGAAGUUAUGCUGCCAGUUUUGUUUUGGACAAAUCAACUACACAAACCACCUUCGAUAUGCUUUACGAGGCAGGCAGACGAGGCAGAUCUGGUGACAAUUGCGAAAUGGGUUAUUUAGAAUGUAAUGAAGUUUAUUAAGAUUAUUUUAUUUCGUAAAUGGAAUGCCUGUAUUUAUGAACAAAUGUGAGGAAAUGAAAUGUUUUGGAAAGUAACUGCAGUUAUUUUCAAAGACAUUUUAACCUAACGACUGACUUAUUAAAAGAAAAUUAUAAACCAAUGUUACUAUUUUUAUUUAUUUUAUUUAUUUAAAAAUAUUAUCAAGAAUGCCUGUGUUGACUGUAAAAAAAAUUGUAUGUGUUUACAAGUGAUAAAUUAAACUUGUAGUUUUAAUAAACAGAAUACCAAUUAUUUGUUGUUAAAUACUGUUUUUGUUGUUGCAAUGUUGCAAAACAAUAUUUAUUUUAUAAAAUAAAAAUUAAUUAAUAGAUAAAGCAUUUUUGAUUAAACAAUAGUAUAUUAAAUUUUGUUAAAAAACUUAAAAACUACAAAAAAAAAAAAUAAUACACAAUGGAAUGACAAUAAAGUGCACAUAUAAAUAUUAUAAUAUUAAAACAAAUUUCUAUUUUAUUAUAUAUUUAUAUACAAAUUACCAUGCCCACACUUUGUUUAAACUACAUCAAAACACUUAUAAAAAAUCUAAACAACCACCUUAACUUAAAAAUAAUAUUAAAAAAAUAGUGUAGACACUCGAGAGUUUAUUGAUAAAAAUACCAAAACCUCUAACUAAAAUAAAUUCGAAUUUUUACUGUUGCUGCUGAGGUGUGGCUUGCACAGUUUGCGGAGAAAGUUUACACACAAAAGCCACAAUGCCUAAAAUAGCCGUUCUAAUGAUUUCAGGCGUUCUGGGUUUCUUUGCCAAAUUUUCAAACAUCACUCUGAGUUCACGGAACAUGUUUCUCGUAUAGGGAUUUCUCCUCGAUGCGUAUCUUUGAGACAGGAAGUUAUAGUAGAUGAAUGGUGUCAAAAGUCCUGCUUU
Molecule: messenger RNA, 1800 nt
Organism: Ceutorhynchus assimilis (cabbage seed weevil)
Lineage: Eukaryota; Metazoa; Arthropoda; Insecta; Coleoptera; Curculionidae
Source: the annotation of a GenBank genome assembly